AGCCUAUGUCAUAUUUCUAGAGAGAAGAGGGGAGGAAGGAAGGAAGACGAUCAUCUAAUUCAGGAUGUCGGUUCACCACAUUUCAGAUCGGGAAGCUUCCAACUUUAACUGCUAAAACUGUCAGAUGCAGCAUAACAACUUCGGUCUAAAUUUUGUUUCAAACUGAGGAAAUUUGUGACAGAUGUCGCUUUUUUGUUUUGAACGUCUAAUCUAACAGGGCUACUGACAAUAAGGUUUGAGGAACAAGGAAGUCCAAAAGCUUUGUUCGUGCUGGCUCUGCUUUGACUACAGCUACAAAUGGAAAGGUUCAAAAUCUUAGUUUUGACAGUGGCAGUGUGUGCGCAAGCAAUGUCUCAAGACAGCACUACUGAAUCUCCAGUUCAGAUUUCCAAGCCCAAGAUAACUGUGAAUCCAGAUCAUGGGGUGCUGUACAAUACUGAGAGCGUCACUCUGAGCUGUGAGAUCUCUGAAGGACCCCCGGGGUUACAGUAUGACUGGUACAAGGACUCAAAAGAUCUUGGUCAACAUCAGCGCAGCAUCACUGUGAACGAGAACGGAAAAUAUGAAUGCAAAGGAAAAAGAAGAGAGACUCGGUCUGAAAAAAGUGAUGUUUACACUUUAACUCUGAAAGCUCUACCUAAACCACAAAUCCAGUCUGCAUGGACAGAAGCAUUUACUGGUGAAGAAGUCUCUUUGCAGUGUUUGAUUCCAAACGAUUCUGAAAACUGGACUUAUAUGUGGUUCAGGGGCUCAGACAAGAUUGUCUCCGGUGCUGAAUCAAACAUGAAAGGAAACAGUCUCACACUCUCAGUUCAGUCCAGUCAUGACGGGGAGUAUGUGUGUCAAGCUGAGCUGCACCACAGAAAGGUGACGACUGAAAAAAGUGCACCGCAUUCGUUAACGGUUAAAGCUCUGCCUAAACCGCAAAUCCAGUCUGAAUGGACAGAAGCGUUUACUGGUGAAGAAGUCUCUUUGCAGUGUUUGAUUCCAAACGAUUCUGAAAACUGGACUUAUAUGUGGUUCAGGGCUCAGACAAGAUUGUCUCCGGUGCUGAAUCAAACAUGA
Molecule: messenger RNA, 1065 nt
Organism: Puntigrus tetrazona (Sumatra barb)
Lineage: Eukaryota; Metazoa; Chordata; Actinopteri; Cypriniformes; Cyprinidae
Product: Fc receptor-like protein 3
Exons: 7
Coding region: 298-1065 (255 amino acids)
Biological process (GO): cell surface receptor signaling pathway
Molecular function (GO): transmembrane signaling receptor activity
Source: RefSeq, a predicted model, not a curated record